AUGACAAACGGUGAUGCGUCAAAUUUACCCACACGGUUUCAACGUCAGGUAAUAACCGUCGCGCCACCAAAUUCGGUGAUCGUACAAUCAGAGAAGAAGCAAGCAUUCAGUUAUGACUACGUGUUUGGCCCAGAGUCUUCGCAACAAGAAGUUUACGAGAAAGCUAUUGUAAAGUUGGUCGACAAAUUUCUGGAAGGUUACAACGUAACGGUCUUGGCCUACGGACAAACGUCUUCAGGGAAAACCCACACAAUGGGUACGGCCGACAAUUCAUCGGUGCCAUUCGAAUCCAAAGGAAUAAUUCCUCGAGCAAUGACCACCCUCUUCGAUCAAACCAACGGGCCAAAGUAUCGAUCAAACAAAUUUUCGAUAAAAGUAUCGUUCAUUGAGAUAUACAAUGAAGAAUUGAUCGAUCUGCUCGGUGACGGUGAUACGCGAUCGCAGGUUACCAUAAGGGAGGAUUCGAAAGGGAACAUCAUAUGGAACGGCCUGCAGGAGAUUAAAGUUAACGGAGUUGAAGAAUUAAUGGGUCAUUUGUCCAGAGGUUCCCUAAAUCGACAAGUGGGCGCCACACAGAUGAACGCGCAAUCAUCAAGGUCUCAUGCAAUAUUUAGCGUGACAAUGACGCAUCAGAAAUACGUCGCACCCUCAAACCCAACCACAGGUGCGGGAACGCCAUCACCGCCUCCAUCCAAAAUGAUUCGACCUGUUUCGAGCAUGAAUCGACUGAACAAGCAAUUUGAUGAGGGUGCUGGUGAACUUGUUACGGUUACAAGCAAAUACCAUUUCGUGGACUUGGCGGGCAGCGAGAGGGAAGGAAUAUCGAUCAACUCCGGUCUCUUGGCCCUCGGAAAUGUAAUUUCCGCGUUAGGUGAUCCGAACAAAGCGAAACACACGACGCACAUACCAUAUCGUGACUCGAAGCUCACCCGACUAUUGCAAGACUCCUUGGGCGGAAAUGCGCAGACGUUAAUGAUUGCGUGCGUAUCACCCGCCGAGUUCAACUUGAACGAAACGGUAAACACACUAAAGUACGCUAAUAGAGCGAGGAACAUUAAAAAUAAUGCUAGCGUGAAUCAGGAAGAGGCUGGGUGGCAUGACCUGGAGCACGUGCAAUCACUGGUCGUAAAAUUGAGAAAUGAAAUCAAGCUAUUGAAGAGCGGCGGCGCCUUGGGGUUAACGGCGUCCAAUGGGUCGACAAGCUGUAGGAAUAGUAUGUGCGAAUCGAGUAGUUCAGGAAGAAGCACCCCUACACAGCUGACGAACAGUAGCUCCAUCGAGCAUUCAUCACCAUUGCUCGCUCCCACCAAUGCCAAUGGUACCACACCUCAUAGUCUACUGAAAAAACCUUCCAUUCACCUGUCGGCAACGAUGGAUCAUGGAGAUGAAAACGAUCCCGACCAACAAUUGGAUCAACUGGUGACGAUGCCUCACUUAGAAUCACAGUCAAAGACUUCGAAAAGUUCCACGUCACAACAAGAGGAACCAACAAUCGUGAUCCAGCCGCCGAGCUUUGAGAAAGUCGUGGAGCCGGUCAUAGAGGAGUAUGAGAAGUCCAUAUCAGUGCUCGAAAGUCAACUCGCCCUGAAUCGAGCUGCCUUGGCUCAUGCGGAUUCAAUAAUGUCUAAUCAAGAGUCGAGGCUCGAGUACGCGGAGCAACUCAACUCUGACAACCUGAGACUGAUCGAUGAACUAAAAAUGAAGAUCACCGAACUCUCGGACAAAGACAUGAUGUUUGUGCAGCACAUCAAGGUGCUCGAAUCAAAGCUCGAGGCAUACGAAGAGGAGCAAAAAAGGGAUCAAGAAAUUAUAAAGGAACUACGAGAAUGCGUUGAACAGUUAAAGGAGGAAGAGAAGGGGUUGAGAUCCAGCGAAGAGCAUCAUCGAAGGCAAGAGGAAGUCAAAGAUGAUAGAAUAAAGACAUUGGAGAAUCAGUUGGAUGAAAGUGAUCGACGGAUAGUGGAGUUCAGUAGAAGGAUUGAGAAGCUGGAGAUUAGGCUGAAAGAACGAAGCGACUUGUUCCUCGAACUGGAAGCGAAAUUGACAGGCGGAGAUGGUAUUGACGGUGAGAAGGAGAAGAAAUUUUUGUUGGGUGAAAUAUUAGAACGCGAAAACAGAAUUGCCUUGCUCGAAGAGAAUGUCAAUGAGUUGACCCUUGGACUUGAUGAACUCAAGAGAUCGAAGAUGCACGAGGAUGAAUUGUUGAGGAUGAAGGAUGACGGGAAGGGAGGAGUCACAGAAGAUUUGCAAAAAAAAUUGUCCGAACUUCAACAGACUCACGAAAAAACGGUUGCCGAAUAUUCCCAAAUCAAAACCAAAUAUCAGGAAUGUCUCUCGGAGCUGCAAGACAUAAAAACGCAACUGUCUCAAUCUAAGCUAAACGAGGCAAGGUUGAUGAUGAAUAACCACUACAACGACCCUCCGGACGAUUCACCGUCAACUCCUAUAACGCCUGUUUCUCCCUCGAGCACGUUGAUAAACUCAACGCCACGAUUCUCGUCCUCUGCCGCGACAAUAAUUUCCGCCAGGUCUUCACUACCGGAAUUCGAUGAAAUCACCAAAGAUGGAAACGAAUAUAGUUUGCUUAGACAAAAGAUCCAUCGGAAGACCCAGUCGCUCUCUGGUGAACUGAAAAGACGAGGAAGCGAAUGCGCCAAAGUGGAGGAAGAGGAUGUUCACUACAGUGACAUAUUGGACUCAACACAAAGAUCGGUUGAAACACUAGAGAUGAAGCUCGCAGCGUUGCAACAGGAACUUUCUGGUCGUAACGAAUUGUCUAGCAACUCCAGCACAUCUGAUACCAGCAGCGAUGGAGUCUCGGACAUAGAGAAUGGUCAAAAUGAUCAGGAUAAUGACACCACAAACGAUAAGGAAUCAUUGAGGCAAGAAUUGAAGAUUCAACUGGAACUUUUGAAGGAUCUUAAGCUCAAAUAUGAACGAUACGAGUUAUUGAUGAAAGAUCUUACUGAUCAAGAAAAUUUACGGAAGAAAAUCGAGGAAAAAGAGGCGGAGGCGGAAGUAUACAAGAAACAACUUGUUGAAAUUAAAAAUCAGCGAGAUGAAAUGCAAGCGCAGAUCGAUGAUCUACAAGCUCAACUGACGAGCAAAUCUAAUUCCGAGGCGGAUCUGCAGUCACAGGAGUUAAAGGAUACUAGAAUGGAAUUGGAAAGAAUUAAACGUCACGAACAAUCCGGAUUGGAAAAAAUACAAACACUCGCUGAAAGAGAAGCGGAACUAAUGCAAGAAUUGGAAAGAUCAAGGGCAGUUGAAUCAGAAUAUAAAGAAAAAAUUCAUUCAUUAGAGUCAAAAAUACUCGCGCAAAGUGACACGAGCGCAGAUGGUAAUGUGCAACCGCAAGAAGAUUUGACUAGCCUGAGGCGCGAAUUGGCACUGGCGAAAGAGUCUUCGGAUACUUACAAGCACAAGAUUGGUGAUCUUGAAAUGAAAUUAGAAAAGUCAAAUUUGGAAUAUCAAUCGCUGAGGAAUAAGGUAAACCUGUUGAAAUCGAGGGUGAAGUGCCAAAGAUCGGAGAUGGAAUUUCAAGAAUUUAAACAUGCCGAGACCCAGCAACAGAUUUUUAUUAACAAAGAAUUGGAAUGCCUGCGAUCACUGGACAACUAUAUACAGCAACAGCACGAAAGCAAGAUUUCAGAUCUUGAAGAGGAAGUGCGAUCCCUUCAGAAACAGAAGGCCGAUGCCGAUAUCAAUUUCACCACCUUGACCUACAAGCUCAACAACGAGAUCAAAGAGUUGGAGUCAAAAAUUUCGGAAUCGCAAAAAGAAUCUGAUCGUCUGAAAUCCGAGAUCAAACUUUUACACGACUUGGAACUAGAUCAAAAGGCAAUAAUAAAACAAUUGCAAUCAAAACUUAACGAAUCCACAAAUUCCAACCACAUCCUUGAAAUUGAAUUGUCAGGUUUGAGAAAAUCCGCGGAAGAGCAAAAGGAAUAUGUGGAACUCUUGAAAGAGGAAUUAAGAAGUGUUAGAUCUAACGGAAACACUGAGGGUCUCACCAAUCUACUGUCAAACACCAUGAGGGAACGAGACGAAGACCGACAAAAAAUUCAAGAUUUAAGUCUCGAGCUCUUAUCAAUUAGGGAAAAAAUGCGGAAUGCCGAGUUUGUAAAAAACACCGAGGCAAAUUUGGAAAACAAUGACCUCAAGAAAAAAUGUGCACAACUGGAAGGAUUGGUGGAGGAGGCUAAGAAGGAAUUUUUGGAAAUUAGUAAUAGAAAUUCCGAGAGUGUCAGGAUGGCAGAACAACUUUCGAUUCAACUUGAAAAGGUACAAAGUGAAGCAGAAUCGAAUUACAAACGAGUUGAGUCAUUGGAAGAAAUCAAUCAGCAACUAAGAUCAGAAAAAGAAUUGCAGUUGGCUGCAAACGAAGAGUUUUCAAAUCAAAUCAAAUCUCUUAAAGCCGAUCUUGAAAAUUUAACGUUGGAGUAUACCGAGACCGCGAAAAAAUAUGAAGCAGCAGAUCUGAUCACGAGUGAACAACAACUGCGUAUCAACGAAUUGGAACGCGAUUUAGAGGAGACCAAUGGCCUAAACGAGACGAUUUCUGCAUUGAGCGAUGAAUUGACUACGGUAAAUUCCAAAUUGGAAGGUUUAAAGGCUGCCAACAAAAAUUUGCAACAAAUUAAUGAAGAUUUAAAGGCCAAAGUCAAUGUUGCUGAAGAAAAAUCGGAUUCGUUGAGUCAGGAGAUUGAGAAAUUAAAGAGUGAACUUGACAAUCUGCAAGUUGCCAAUGAUUCUUCAAUAGAAGAAUUGAAAGGAAAAAUAACUGUUCUCGAGUCUGAAAAGGUAGAUCUCAUUGAGGAGAAAAAGAAACUCGAGAAACGUUUGCUCGAAGAACAAUCACGACGUCGACGCCCGUCUUUCGGGAUUAAUCCCCCUGAUCUUUCCUCGGAAGUUCAAAAACUUAAUCGAAAGAUUACAAAGAUUGAAGGUGACAAUGCGGCAAAGAACAUACUCAUCGACUCACUAGAGAGCGAACUUACAAAAAGUGAAAAGAUCAUUGAUGCAUCAAGCAAGGAAAUUGAAACUUUGAAAAAAGAGAAUAUUGAACUUAUUGAUCAAAUAAAUUAUUUGCGCUCUCGGUUAGAUGAAACGACGGUUGAAUUUGAACAUGAGAAGUCAAAUGUCUACGAAGAAAAGAAGGUUAUCGAGAAUGUUUUGGAAGAGGAGAGAAAGGCGAAACUAGAACUUGAGAAUCGCAUGGAAGAACUUAUGGCGAAGAAAA
Acaulospora colombiana is the source of this 5242-nucleotide messenger RNA. NCBI's taxonomy places the organism in Eukaryota, Fungi, Glomeromycota, Glomeromycetes, Diversisporales, Acaulosporaceae. The record is from the annotation of a GenBank genome assembly.